GCCCUCGAAAGCCAACAGAUCAUACCUCUCCUAGCAAACUGCUGGGAGGGCAGCGGGAAAAGGGCAAGACGGCAGUAGGGAAAGGGAAGGAGCCAGAAAGCCGCGCGGGAGGGCGCGCACGCGCGCCCCUUUUUCAGCAGUGUGGCGGGGUCGCACACACGCCCGCCUCGGCGGCUGGGCGCAGUUUGCGACAGUGGGGGGAGCGGUGGAGGUGGCGGCGGCAGUGGCAGCUUUGCGGCAAGCUCCGGCCGGGCUUGCUUGACGGCGGUGUGGCGGAGGCCCCGCCCGAGGCGGCAGGAACCUGGAGGGAGGCGGAGGAAUAUGUCCGAGAGGGAAGUGUCGACAGCAGCGGCGGGAGCAGACAUGCCUGCGGCCAAAAAGCAGAAGCUGAGCAGCGACGAGAACAGCAACCCCGACCUCUCAGGAGACGAAAAUGAUGAUGCUGUCAGUAUAGAAAGUGGUACAAACACUGAACGCCCUGAUACACCUACAAAUACACCAAAUGCACCUGGAAGGAAAAGUUGGGGGAAGGGAAAAUGGAAGUCAAAGAAAUGCAAAUAUUCUUUCAAGUGUGUAAAUAGUCUCAAGGAAGAUCAUAACCAACCACUGUUUGGAGUUCAGUUUAACUGGCAUAGUAAAGAAGGAGAUCCAUUAGUGUUUGCAACUGUUGGAAGUAACAGAGUUACCUUAUAUGAAUGUCACUCACAAGGAGAAGUCCGGUUGUUGCAAUCCUAUGUGGAUGCUGAUGCUGAUGAAAACUUUUACACUUGUGCAUGGACAUAUGAUAGCAAUACCAGCCAUCCUCUGCUGGCAGUGGCUGGAUCUAGAGGCAUAAUUAGGAUAAUUAAUCCUAUAACAAUGCAGUGCAUAAAGCACUAUGUUGGCCAUGGAAAUGCUAUCAAUGAGCUGAAAUUCCACCCAAGAGACCCUAACCUCCUUCUGUCUGUAAGUAAAGAUCAUGCUUUACGAUUAUGGAAUAUCCAAACGGACACUUUGGUGGCAAUAUUUGGAGGUGUAGAAGGGCACAGAGAUGAAGUUCUAAGUGCUGAUUAUGAUCUUUUGGGUGAAAAAAUAAUGUCCUGUGGUAUGGAUCACUCUCUUAAACUUUGGAGGAUCAAUUCAAAGAGAAUGAUGAAUGCAAUUAAGGAAUCUUAUGAUUAUAACCCAAAUAAAACUAACAGGCCAUUUAUUUCUCAGAAAAUUCACUUUCCUGACUUUUCUACCAGAGAUAUACACAGGAAUUAUGUCGAUUGUGUGCGAUGGUUAGGUGAUUUGAUACUAUCCAAGAGUGGCCGUGCCAUUUUACAUUCUCACCAGAAAUGUAGGAGAGAUCCAGUUUCUCGGAGGCUUCGCCGGCAUUUGUCUUGUGAAAAUGCCAUUGUGUGCUGGAAACCUGGCAAAAUGGAAGAUGAUAUAGAUAAAAUUAAACCCAGUGAGUCUAAUGUGACUAUUCUUGGGCGAUUUGAUUACAGCCAGUGUGACAUUUGGUACAUGAGGUUUUCUAUGGAUUUCUGGCAAAAGAUGCUUGCAUUGGGCAAUCAAAUUGGCAAACUUUAUGUUUGGGAUUUAGAAGUAGAAGAUCCUCAUAAAGCCAAAUGCACAACACUAACUCAUCAGAAAUGUGUUGCUGCUAUUCGACAAACCAGUUUUAGCAGAGAUAGUAGCAUCCUUAUAGCUGUUUGUGAUGAUGCCAGUAUUUGGCGUUGGGAUCGACUUCGAUAAAUUACUUUUUCCUAUUUAAAAUUAGAGUUGUAUGUGUAUAAUAGAAUCUUUUUAAUGUAUCUUGUUAGUAAGCACACAUAGAGCAUUUAGAGUUGUCUUUCAGCAUUCAAUCAGGCUGAGCUGAAUGUAGUGAUGUUUACAUUGUUUACAUUCUUUGUACUGUCUUCCUGCUCAGACUUCACUGCUUUGAAUAAAAAAUUAUUUUUGUAAAGCUAUUUGUUAGUUUAUUUUCAUGGUGAUGAAAUGUUGAAAGUAAUAAAAUUAUGCCUUAUCUUUUUGUAA
Choloepus didactylus (southern two-toed sloth) is the source of this 2004-nucleotide messenger RNA. It is a transcript of the gene EED, whose product is annotated as embryonic ectoderm development. Gene Ontology annotation, molecular function: protein binding; nucleosome binding. Gene Ontology annotation, cellular component: ESC/E(Z) complex. The transcript is spliced from 13 exons. Bases 322 to 1722 code for a protein of 466 amino acids. The record is from RefSeq and is a predicted model, not a curated record. Lineage: Eukaryota; Metazoa; Chordata; Mammalia; Pilosa; Megalonychidae. Gene Ontology annotation, biological process: negative regulation of transcription by RNA polymerase II.